AUGCUGGCUGCGGUGGGUACGAGCCUGGCUCACAAUACCCUCCGCUCCCUACACUCUAAUCUCUGUGCGCAAACUGCUGUCUUAAAGUACAAGGACCGGAACCUCCGUGGUCAAGGCGCUAACACCAGAGCACGUAACACACUCAAAGGGAUCUAUGGAAGGAUCGAGGCAGCAUUGAGCCAAUAUCAGGAUGCACGCAAGGCACUGGUAGUUCUUGCUCCCCUCAUCAAGGAGACAGGCUGGCAGUGCUCUCUGUGCCCGCUCAAUCGUGAAGAUAUCCGGGGAAUGUCAGAUCUUCUGUGGGGCCAGACUGAGGGAAGGCGUAAGUUGUCUUGGAUUUGGAAUAUGCGGGGCACACAUGGAGAUGAGUUGGACAAUGACAGAUCUAUGGAAGAUCUUCCAGACAUGAAAAUCAAGUGGUGCAAAGCCAGGGCACGUGCAAUGCAGUGGAACGAGGAGGUUGAGUUGUUACAGGAGGAGAUGCAGAGGAUCUUACAAUUCUUCAACUGGCAAGCCACGUCUUGGUGCGAGCGCGCAAAUCAGAGCUGGCCCGAGGGUCCUGCAGAAAGAGAAGGCAAGAUCGCAUAUGCUCGGCGCCAAGCAGCUUUGCAUUGUGCACUGUCAGUCACAUGUCGUUCCAGUUGGGAAGACACAUGCGCAUUCAUAGACCACUUCCACGCUGAUCUAAAUGCUCUCAGUCUGGGACAUCAUUAA
Molecule: messenger RNA, 714 nt
Organism: Suillus clintonianus
Lineage: Eukaryota; Fungi; Basidiomycota; Agaricomycetes; Boletales; Suillaceae
Exons: 3
Coding region: 1-714 (237 amino acids)
Source: RefSeq, a predicted model, not a curated record